AUGGCUACACUUGUACCAAAAGAUCAGAAUUUCUUCCAAAAACGGCGUCGAGUAGAGAUCGCAAAAGAGGUGCUUGUCGAGCUCAUUCACUCAACGAUCAUCUACAAAACCUUAAGCAUUGAAUGCAAUCCUAACCCGAAAAUUCUGACAAACGUCUCUUGUCGUUUAAAGCCAAUAAAUUGGCAGAAAUCAGUUUGCAUAUGGGAUAGUGAUAUUCUACAGCCACUGAAAAAUGUAUCGGUCAAUUUCCAGCUACUUAAGAUGAAUGGGGCCAAUAAAUAUUUGCCAUUUCUCAUAAAUACAACCCUAAAUGUCUGUGACCUAAUUGGCAAACGAAGUUCUUCUGCAUACGGAAGAAUAAUUAAAUCUAUUUUGAAAGAGAUGUCGAAUGUGGAUCACAGUUGCCCCUAUACGGGCCACCUCAGUCUUUAUAAUCUUUAUGUGGACGAACGUUUUAUUCCAUUCGAUCCGCCAAUUGGAAGAUACAAGGUCAUCUUACGCUUCCGGGAAGGUUAUCCUUAUGUCGACAUUGGCACAACAGUAUUGUAUCUUGAGGCCAUGGAGAAACGUGAGCGGCGUGGAAAAGUGACGGCUAAUUAACUGAGUGGAUGUUGAAAAUUGGGUCUCGGCUGAUGCUUGUAGCUUUUUCGUUUUGAACAAUAAAAAAGUGUUACCACUUAGACGAAAUCGAAAAUUUUGGAGACCAAAACAGUAAUAGUUGUAAUGAUUGGAAGAAAUAGUUAUGUAGGCUUAAUGGUACAAAAGGACUAAUAUAAGCAGCAAAUAUC
This is a messenger RNA of Bactrocera dorsalis (oriental fruit fly), 788 nucleotides long. RefSeq lists its product as uncharacterized. The coding region runs from base 1 to 600 and encodes 199 amino acids. The record is from RefSeq and is a predicted model, not a curated record. The transcript is spliced from 4 exons. Lineage: Eukaryota; Metazoa; Arthropoda; Insecta; Diptera; Tephritidae.